Beta vulgaris subsp. vulgaris (sugar beet) is the source of this 1273-nucleotide messenger RNA. Its product is annotated as calmodulin-binding protein 25. The coding region runs from base 281 to 997 and encodes 238 amino acids. The transcript has a single exon. Gene Ontology annotation, cellular component: nucleus. The record is from RefSeq and is a predicted model, not a curated record. Gene Ontology annotation, biological process: response to osmotic stress. Gene Ontology annotation, molecular function: calmodulin binding. Lineage: Eukaryota; Viridiplantae; Streptophyta; Magnoliopsida; Caryophyllales; Amaranthaceae.
CUCCAUCUCUCCCUCCUCAUACUUUCUCCUUCAUUUCCUUCUUCACUAAUCUCAAAUCUUUUCAACACUUCUUAUCUUCAUUCUUCCAACCUCACUUUUUUUUGACUUAAAAGACUCAUUUAUUAACUUCCAUCAAUCCCACAUUUCUUCUCUACUUUGACUCAAUUUUUUCCAUCAAUUUAACCUCCAAUUAUACCUUAUAUAAUGCUUCUAUAGUUUCAUACAAAUUCAUCAUAUUUUCUCUUCAUCUAUUAUUUCCUCACAAAUUUCCCAGUAAAAAAUGGCUUCAUCUGAUAACUUGAUUGCGAGUAACGAAACGUGGGCGUUUCGUUCUACAUUCGAUAACUCAUGGAUAUCCGAAGCAUUUGCUCGUGAUGCAGAUAUACUAACUAAAGCUCUUCACAAAUCGAUAUGCAACAACAACAACAAUAACAACAAUAAUAGUAAUAAUAAUAACAAUAACGUUUCGGACGUUGACGUUUCGUACGCGGAACUUUUUAGCGUCGAAACGCCGUCAUCACAGCGACAAACACAGAGUUUUUCCAGCUCAGGAGGUGGUUCUGAGACUGAAACCGUUUCGAAACGUACGACGUUUCGAAACGUUGCGCCUCCGAGUGGGAAGAUCACGAAACGUAAGUCUCGCGCUUCGAAACGUUCUCCUACAACGUUUAUAACGGCUGACCCGGAGAAUUUUAGACAAAUGGUUCAACAAGUGACUGGGGUUCGAUUUAACUCGAGUUCGGUUUCAGGUCAAGUUGGAUCGAUACUUAAACCGGAGCCUCAAAGGCCGGUUGGAGUAGUGAACCGGUUACAAACCGGGUGUGUUUUACCUACACUUGACACGUCAGCUUUUUUCUUGGAUCAUAAUCAACAACAAGUUAUGGGCCCGGGUUUGGUUGAGUUUGGGCCGCCUGCAGUGGUGGGUCAAGGUGGUGGUGGGCCGAGGAUGGAUUUUGAUGGGUUUACUGGGUUCCCAACUUUGGAGUCAUGGAAUUAGGAAAAAAAAAAAAAAAAGAUAGGUGACAUAGUUAGGUAUUUCUGUUUUAUGAUAUGUUUUUUUGAGUAUCUCUUUUUGUUAAAAAAAAAAAAAUCUUCCCAUUUUUAAAUGGGUGUUUCUCAGAGGGAUAUUUAGAUAAGAAUAGUGGGGUUUUGUUAAUAUUUCGGAGUUUUUUUAGUUGAUGGGUUAAAGUGUAAUGUAGUUUAAAUUUAUGGACCUUAUGAUGUUAAAUUUUAUGUACUUAUUAUAAUAAUAGUCGUUUAUUUUGAUCAAGUA